Molecule: messenger RNA, 1572 nt
Organism: Otolemur garnettii (small-eared galago)
Lineage: Eukaryota; Metazoa; Chordata; Mammalia; Primates; Galagidae
Gene: PNMA8A
Product: PNMA family member 8A
Exons: 3
Coding region: 1-1410 (469 amino acids)
Source: RefSeq, a predicted model, not a curated record
AUGGAGACCUCGGGACCUGCGGGGCCCGAAGCCCCAGAGCGGCGGCGCGGAAGCAAGUGCGCAGGCGCGCGCUGCGACGCCCGCAUCGGCUCCGCGCAGACCAUGGCGAUGAACCUUCUGGAGGAUUGGUGCCGGGGGAUGGAAGUCGACAUCCACAGGUCUCUCUUGGUUGUAGGCAUCCCAGAGGACUGUGGACAAGCAGAACUUGAGGAGACUUUGAAUAGAGUCCUUUCUCCACUGGGCUCCUACCGCGUGCUCAACAAGAUUUUUUUGAGGGAAGAAAAUGCCAAAGCUGCCCUCAUCGAGGUCGGUGAGGGUGUGAAUCUCAGCGCCAUACCAAGGGAAUUCCCAGGAAGAGGCGGUGCCUGGAGAGUGGUCUGUAGAGACCCCACCCAGGAUGCUGAGUUUCUAAAAAAUCUCAAUGAAUUCCUGGAUGCUGAGGGGCGCACCUGGGAGGACGUGGUCCGCCUCCUCCAGCUUAACCACCCACCGCCAUCCCAGAACCAGAAUCAACCCUCACAGAACUGGGCAGAAUCUUUGGGAGCGCUCCUGGGGGCAGUAGUGCAAAUCAUCUUCUACAUGGAUGCUGAGAUCCGCAAUAGGGAGGAAGCUAGGGCUCGGGAGGCUAUUGAGUUUGAGGAGUCUGAAGGCUGGGUUUUAGCAACAGGGAAGAACGUAAAGAAGGAGCCAGGGCUGGUUGCAGAAGUGGGCUCUGCCUUGAAGAUAGAGAGCCCCAACAACUGGAACCAGGUGGAAAACCAGGAUGACCCUCCGAAACCUUUGGUUCGAAAGACUGGAGCUAAGACCCGCUCCAGGAGAAAGAAGCAGAGAAAAAAUCUCAAGCAGGAACCAGUACCCUGGAAAAAACCCAAAGGCAACCAUUCCAGUGGCGCAGCCUGCUUGGAGGAUCCUGAGGCUGGCAAUGCUGAAGGCAUGGAGAUUUCAGAAUCUACCAAGAGCAACCAAAAGCCCUGUGUAAAGCAGGAAGAGGUGGCUUUGAAGAAGCCUAUGGCAAAAUGUGCCUGGAAGGCUCCCAGAACCCCACCUCAGGAGGCCGCAGCAGAAGCCAAGAGCCUUGGCAGGGCCUGUGAGUCUGACCAAGAUGGCGGUCAGGAGAGCACCCGGAAGAAGAAGGCAGUGGGCUGGGCCUCAGGAAAGAAUCCUGCCCCCAUGAGGAAGAAGAAGAAGGUGAGCUUGGGUCCUGUCUCUUACGUCCUUGUUAACUCAGAAGAUGCCAAGAAGAAGCCUGUGAUCCCAAAGAAGGGGCCAGGCUCAAGAAGGGAUGCAUCAGUUCAGAAGGCCUCUCGCAGCUCGAGGCCCACUGAGUCACCAGCCUCAACAUCCAGGGGACCAAAGUCAAAGUCAGAAGGCUCUCCUCUUGAGGACACCAACGAAUCCAGAAAGCUUUGAUUUGAGGAGCUGAAAGAGGACCAAUGAAGAAGUUCCAAGGUGUUCCUGAGGAGAAGUUCCAAGUCAGGAGCCAAGUUUUCUCUUGUCAUUGGAUAAAACAAGACUUUUGACUCUUUUAGGGACCCAGUUUGUAGAGGUCUUAACUUUUAGAGGUAAUUAAUA